UCGGGCCCGGCUCCGCCGCCGCCGCCGUUAUGGCGCUGGCGCUGAAGAUGCUGCCCUGCAAGAAGCGGAGGGCGGCGGGGGCGCGCGAGGACGGGGACGCGCACGGGGGCGCGCACGGGGGCUCCUCCUCCUGCGGCCCGGGCGGGGGCAGGGGCCCCGGGGAGGCCUCGCUGAAGGGGGGGAAGCGGCCGGGCCCGAAGGAGGCCCCGGGCGCUCCUGAGGCGGCGGCAGCGGAAGGGAAGAUGCCCACGCUGUGUACAGAGCUGGAAGGGACCGUGCACAGAGAGCCCUGCCUGCCUGAGAGCCAGGCCCCGGUGCAGGAGGCUCCAGGGAGAAGCCCCUUGCAGGGGCCUGCUCGGAGUCCUGCUGUGGUGAAGCCGCUGAGGAGCAGCAGAGCAGAGGAGCAAGAUGGAGAGGAUAUUGAAAGGAGGAAGAGGAGGAGGAAGGCGACCAAGCGGAAAAGAGAAGGGAAAAGUCAAGAGGAGGAGGGAUCUUUGUCCUGUGACAUCAAGCUGGAUGAUACCCUCGACCGCACCUUAGAAGAUGGAGCUAAACAGCACAACCUGACCGUUGUCAACGUGAGGAACAUCCUGCAUGAAGUGAUCACAAACGAGCAUGUGGUUGCCAUGAUGAAAGCAGCCAUCAGUGAGACUGAAGAUAUCCCUUUGUUUGAGCCCAAAAUGACUCGUUCCAAACUGAAGGAAGUUGUGGAGAAAGGAGUGGUGAUUCCAACGUGGAAUAUUUCUCCAAUCAAGAAGGCAAAUGAGGUGAAGCCUCCUCAGUUUGUGGACAUUCCUCUUGAGGAAGAUGAUUCCUCUGAUGAAGAAUACCAGCCCGAGGAUGAGGAUGAGGACGAGACUGCAGAAGAGAGCUUACUGGAAAGUGAUGUAGAGAGCACUGCUUCUUCUCCUCGGGGAGCAAAGCGAUCUAGGACGAGGCGAUCCUCUGAUGAAGAGGGAGGGACUCUCUGCGAGAUGGAAAAGGUCACUACGCCUGUUGUUAGACAUAUUAGUGCUGAAGUAGUUCCCAUGGGACCUCCACCACCUCCAAAACCAAAGCAAAACAAAGACAGCACGUUCAUGGAGAAGCUGCAUGCAGUGGAUGAAGAACUGGCUUCAAGCCCAGUAUGCAUGGAUUCUUACCAGUCUCUGGAAGACAGCCUCAUUGCCUUCCGAACCCGAUCCAAGAGACCACUGAAGGAUGUUCCUCUUGGGCAGCUGGAGGCUGAGCUCCGAGCCCCGGAUAUCACACCUGAUAUGUAUGAUCCUAACACUGCAGAUGAUGAAGAGUGGAAAAGGUGGCUUGGAGGCCUCAUGAACGAUGAUGUGGAGAAUGAAGAUGAAGCAGAUGAUGAUGAUGACCCUGAGUACAAUUUCCUGGAAGAUCUGGAUGAACCAGAUACAGAAGACUUCAGGAAUGAUCGUGCUGUGAGGAUUACGAAAAAGGAAGUGAAUGAACUGAUGGAGGAGCUCUUUGAGACAUUUCAGGAUGAGAUGGGUUUCUCCAACAUGGAAGAUGAAGGUCCAGAAGAUGAGGAUAAUGUUACAGAGUCACGGCCCAACUUCAAUACACCCCAGGCACUUAGGUUUGAAGAGCCCCUGGCCAAUUUACUGAACGAACAACACCGGACGGUGAAGGAGCAGCUUGAGCAGCUGAGGAUGAAGAAGUCCUCCAUUAAGGCACCACAGGAGAUGGAGAAAUCCAAACCUCAGAAUGAGAAGCCUCUCCAGAGCCUUGUUCUGGACAGUGUGCAAAGGAAGAGGCUCCAGCAGCAAAUGCAGCAGCAUGUUCAGCUUCUGACUCAAAUCCAUCUCCUCGCAAGUUCCAACCCUGCUUUAAGUUCUGAGGCCAGUACCACCAGGAUGUUUUUGAGUGAGCUUGGCAACUUUGCUCGUAGCUCCACACUCCUUCGCCUGUCCUUCAACCCCAAGUUUCAGACCAUGUUCCAGCCCUGCAACUUGAAGGGAGCACUGCAGCUCAUUGAGGAUUUUCAUGCCCAAGUCCAAGUUGACUGGAGCCCUCGCAAAGCUGUGAAGAAGAGUGCCAAUGAAUUCCCAUGUUUACCAAAGCAAGUGGCAUGGAUUUUGGCAACAAGGAGAGUCUUUAUGUAUCCUGAGUUACUGCCAAUAUGUUCCUUGAAAGCAAACCCUCCACGGGACAAGAUCAUCUUCACCAAGGCGGAGGACAAUUUAUUAGCUUUAGGUCUGAAACACUUUGAAGGGACAGAGUUUCCAAAGCCUUUGAUCAGCAAAUAUCUCUUGCCAACAAAAACUGCCCACCAGCUCACAGUGAGGAUCAAGAACCUCAAUAUGAACCGAGCCCCUGAUAACAUCAUCAGAUACUACAAGAAGACAAAGCAGUUGCCUGUUCUCUUCAAGUGCUGUGAGGAAGUCCAGCCUGAUGAGUGGAAGCCUCCUGUGGAGAGAGAAGAGCAUCGCCUCCCAUUUUGGCUGAAGGCAAGCUUGCCAUCCAUUCAGAGGGAACUGAAGCAAUUGGCAGAAGAUGCCAGGGAGGCACCAGCUUCACCUGCUGCAGAAGGUGUCCUGGGGGCAGGAAAGGAAGCUUCAGACACAGAAUAUGAUGAAAAGUAUCCUCUCCUCAUGCCAAAGGGCCUCGUGCUGACCCUCAAGCCCCUUGCCAAUCGAUUCUCUAGGAGGGCCUGGAGGAGGCAGAGGGCUUCAGCUCUUAAGCCUGUCCUCAUCCGACCGAGUCCUUGCCUGCAGCCCAGCGCUGCCCCUCUCACCAUGCAGAGAGCUGUGAAGCUGGCCCAGCCCGAAGCUCCUCCCAGCAAAGUGAUGCUUCAGAUUCCCCGGCUCAUCCAGCCAGCUCCAGUGGUGCAGACGGUGCCAGGAGUGCAGCCUAUGAACAUUCCAGCAGUGGUAGGAAGUGGGGAGGCCUUGGAAUUCCAGAACGUGCUCUCUCCUUCCCCCUCGGACUCCAGACAGGCUUUCCCAGCUGCUGUCCCACCAGCUCUCGUGUCCUCCAACCCAGUGACCAUUCAGCCCAAAGUGAUGUUGCCAGCUUUGGCUGGAGCCAAGGCACGCAGGCCUUGUGUUCGUAAGGGGUACCAGAGGAAGAAAGGGGCAAAAUCUGCCCCACUGCUCAAGGCUUCCCCUUUGAUUCAGCCGUCUCCUGUCAUCCUCACUGUACCUGCUACCACAGUGAAGGUGGUGAAUAUAGGCAAUGGCUGCAAUAUGAUUCAGCCCAUAAACCCCACAGUUGGUAGAGGCGCUCAGGCCAUUCCAGUCACAACCUUACUGGUAAAUCCAACCACUUUCCCCUGUCCAUUAAAUCAGCCUCUGGUGACUUCUUCAAUCCCUUCGCUGAUCGUGUCCCCUAACCCUGUUGGUCUUUCGGCAUCAGCUGUUGGUGAGAAUGAGGAGCAGCUGAAUCUGGUUCCUUCCUGCUCUGCUGGAAACAACAAGAGCACAGCAGAGGCCAAGGCUGAACCCUCCGAGCUGUACACUUCGUGCUCUGCUCUCUCCCCCAAGGACUGCAGUGCCCAUCCUGCCCCUGCAAGCAAUGGCAGUCAGGAGAAGGUGAACAGCAGUGAGUGCUGUGGCUGGGCAGUGGUGGAAGGAGAGGAGAACACUUCUGAGGGGUUGUCUGUGGACCUGUUGCCUCAUUUAGAAGAUCCAGAUGAAACAGGGAAAAUUGAAUCCGAAGAACCGAAUGAUGCUACCAAGGAAGUAAACCCAGUGCAGAAGAGGGAUCUUGUGUGUGCUGAAGCGAAGGAGGAAUUCAUGCUGGAUCUUGGCCAGGAGCUGAACAUGGAGGCUGCAUGUUCAUGCUCAGAUGACCUGAAGGAACUGAAACAGGAGCAUCAGUUGUGUGAUAAGAAGGGAGAAGAACACCGCUGGCCUUUGCAGUCGUCUCCCCACGGUGAACAGGAGCUGGAUGCAGGUGCUGUUGCUGGACCACAAGUAAGCAAUGAGUCCCCAAAGAAUCCUUCUUACCCAGCAGAUGUCGAGGCAGAGUUCAGUAGUCCUCUGGGAAGACCAGAGGAUUCAUCCAGCAUAGAUGGGCAGUCUGUGGGGACACCGGCUGGCCCUGAAGCUGGCGGAGAGAGAGAAGGGCAAGAAGAAGAGGAAGAAGAUGACUUUGAUGACUUUACACAAGAUGAGGAUGAAGAAAUGUCAUCAGCCUCAGAAGAAUCCAUCCUCUCAGUGCCAGAACUUCAGGAGACAAUGGAAAAGCUGACUUGGUUGGCAACCAAGAGACGGUUAAGCCAAGAAGGAGAUUCUGAGGAAGAGAAUUCCCAGGAAGAGAACUCUGAGCCCGAGGAAGAGGAGGAGGAGGAAGGCGAAGGAAUAGAGAGCUCCCAGAAAGAUGAUGAAAUAUGUGGAGAUACAUCAGAGGAACCCAAAUCUGCCUUCCCAUUGACAAAGGCAGCCCCGCAGGUGGAAGCCCACAGGAUUCCGGCAGGAGAAAACAUGAAAGCCCCUGGGAAAAGCAGGAGCUCCCACAGAACCAGGAAUAAGAGGGGACGGGCUCGGGCCAGCAAGGAUACAUCCAAGCUGCUGCUCUUGUACGAUGAGGACAUCCUGGAGAGAGAUCCCCUGCGGGAGCAGAAGGACCUGGCGUUUGCACAAGCCUAUCUAAGCAGGGUGCGGGAAGCCUUGCAGCACAUUCCUGGCAAGUAUGAAGACUUCCUGCGGGUUAUCUAUGAGUUUGAGGUCAGCCCGGACAAGCGGACGGCCGUGGAUCUCUAUUCCACCCUGCAGAAGCUGCUGCAUGACUGGCCCCAGCUGCUCACAGACUUUGCUGCCUUUCUUCUUCCAGAGCAAGCUUUGGAGUGUGGGCUGUUUGAGGAGCAACAGGCCUUCGAGAAGAGCCGCAAGUUCCUCCGGCAGCUGGAGAUCUGCUUUGCUGAGAACCCUGCUCACCAUCAGAAGAUCAUCAAAGUGCUGCAGAGCUGCACUGAGUGCCUGCCCCAGGACAUCGCUGAGCUGAAGACCCAAAUGUGGCAGCUGCUGAAAGGCCACGACCACCUGCAGGAUGAGUUCUCUGUUUUCUUCGAUCACCUGCGGCCCUCAGCCAGCCGCAUGGGGGAUUUUGAGGAGAUCAACUGGACAGAGGAGAAGGAAUAUGAGUUUGAUGGGUUUGAAGAAGUGUCCCUGCCCGAUGUGGAGGAGGAGGAGGAACCAGCCAAGAUGCACUCAGCCUCCAGAGCAAAGAAGCGGAAAGAGCUGGGCGGCCACACCAAUGACAAGGAGGUCGAGUGGGUGGAUGGGAUGAAGGAAUGUUCCUGCUCCUGCCAUGAAGGGAGCAGCGAUCUCAAGCUAAAGAAAAGCAAAAGGAGGACCUGCAGCCAUUGCAGUAGUAAGGUGUGUGAAAACAAGUUCUAUAAACCCAAGGAUUCUCAAGAGCUCAGUGCAAACCUGGGUCAACAAGAAUCCAGUCCUCAGCCCGAAGGGAAGGAGUCUGCAAUGUCCAAGGAGGCUGCAGAAGAAAGCCUGGAGAGCAGAGAGGAGGCAGAGGAAGUGCAGAGCAAACCAAGAACUGGGUCUAGGAAAGCAGAGUCCCUGGUUUCAGGUUCUCUCAGAGCUCAUCCCAGCUUGUGUGGGCUCCCCCCAGGACCUCAUCUGCAAGGGAAGAUGAGUGAAGCUGAAGAGCCUGAGAACCGGCUUCGAGCUGCUGCGAAGGACAACAGCCCCACAGGGCCCCAGCUCCACAGAGCUCUAAAACUACCUCAAGGAACCAAAGACUGCCCUGGCCCUGUGGGGAGGCAGGGACCCAGCCAGCAGCAAGGAGCUGCCCCCCUGCCCUGUGGCCCUGCCCCACACGAGGCUUCCAGGGGACCCAGUUCCUCUGCUGCUCAGACUGAAGGGCUCCAUCCUGAGCCGGCAGCGGCUGAGUCGGGUGUCAAAGGACUCGAGGGGUCCCCUCUGCCUCUGGGUGGGAAAGCUGAAGCAAAGCAGGGCUGGAGGAGAGCGGCGCUGGGGAGGAGCCGCAGCUCCCGGUCCCCAUGUGCUGUGGAUGAGCUGGGCUGCACCCAGAGCCCGGCCAAGGCAGAUGCAAAGCACCAGGGGCAGCAGCACUCCCAGCAGGCAGAGGACAGAGGGGUCCCUGCCUCCAUGGGGCACAGGGAUGAGGAGCAGCAGCAGCAGAGAGUCACCGAAGCCACCGUCUGUGCCAAGAACAGCAAAGUCAGCUCGACCGGAGAGAGGGUUGUCCUGUGGACCAGGGAGGCCGACAGAGUGAUCCUCACCACGUGCCAGGAGAAGGGAGCCCAGCUGGAAACAUUCCAUGCCAUAUCCCAGAAACUGGGCAACAAGACCGCCAGUGAGGUGUCACACAGGUUCAGAGAGCUGAUGAGGCUGUUCCACACGUCCUGUGAUGGGAGCUCUGAGGAUGAGGAGGAUGCUACCAGCACCAGUAACACGGACCAGCUGUCAGACAAGGAUCUGCUGCUUUCUGAGGAGGAACCUGAUGACUGAGGGCUGGUCUGGGCUUGAGAAGCUUCUGCCUGCACCAGAAGGGAGGUGUUUGCCAGUUUGCUGCUAGGCUUGUGCUGUGGGUAAAGGAAAAACCUUUGCACAGGUACUGAAGAUGGCACUUUUGGCCUUGGUUUGGGUUCAUUUUCCUGCUGUACUCGUGUCAAGCUGCACUAAAGGCCUGGAGAAAGGUGUUAGGGUGUGAGAGGCUCUAGAAGCUCCCUGGGGCCCUCCAGCAGCAGAAUGGAUGCUUGUGGACACCACAGCCUUCGAAGCAUGUAAAUAUUGUUAAUAGGAAGCCUGUUUUCCUGUGGUGGAACCAACACACGAUGGGAGGGGGUUGGUUAAGUUCUCCCCUUGUGUUGCUUGUAGGUGGGGAAGCUCCACCCCGAGCUGGGUAUUUAUUGUGUGGUCUGACUGGGGCAGAGCAGAGGUGAAGAGAGCCCCCAGCCAUACAACCCCCCCUGUUCCUCCUUCCCACCCGAGUGCAGGGAGCUGCAGGCCUGCAGCCAGCCUGGGGCAGGGGGUAGCUGAAAGCAGCAGUGGGGCCAUCCCAAAAGCCAUUCCCUUUAUUCCCAAAGUGAUCCUUCCUCCUGCCCUCUGGCAAUAAAGCUGAGUCAGUCGGAA
Molecule: messenger RNA, 7064 nt
Organism: Melopsittacus undulatus (budgerigar)
Lineage: Eukaryota; Metazoa; Chordata; Aves; Psittaciformes; Psittaculidae
Product: GON-4-like protein
Exons: 31
Coding region: 30-6440 (2136 amino acids)
Biological process (GO): regulation of DNA-templated transcription
Cellular component (GO): nucleus
Molecular function (GO): transcription coregulator activity
Source: RefSeq, a predicted model, not a curated record